Molecule: messenger RNA, 318 nt
Organism: Pieris macdunnoughi
Lineage: Eukaryota; Metazoa; Arthropoda; Insecta; Lepidoptera; Pieridae
Source: the annotation of a GenBank genome assembly
AUGGCAUCGUUUUAUUUGAGCAAAACACCACAGGCGGUCAUUAUUUUAUCUCGACCGUUGGUCGCGAGGUUCGUCACGGAAUGUGAAGUUUCGGGGCCCCGAGGAAGUCAGCGAAGGGCAUGUGUCUACAAUCUACAUAACCAUUUCGUAUACAAGAGGACAUGUGCAGUAAGGAUCAGGUGUCGCACUGACCGCGGGCAAACCUGGCGAAACGGGUUAUCAAACCAGUUGUUACCAACCUCUAGAGAACAGAAAGUAAAACCCACUGUUUCAAAUACUUUUGUUAAACAUUUUCAGCUGUCAGCGACGAAUCAGUAA